This is a messenger RNA of Acomys russatus (golden spiny mouse), 1038 nucleotides long. It is a transcript of the gene Rnd3, whose product is annotated as Rho family GTPase 3. The transcript is spliced from 5 exons. The record is from RefSeq and is a predicted model, not a curated record. Lineage: Eukaryota; Metazoa; Chordata; Mammalia; Rodentia; Muridae. Bases 248 to 982 code for a protein of 244 amino acids. Gene Ontology annotation, molecular function: GTP binding; GTPase activity. Gene Ontology annotation, biological process: small GTPase-mediated signal transduction.
AGCGUGAAACAAAGCAGACUCAUCGGAAUUGGACUUGGGAGAAGAGGCGCGGAGAGGCAGAAAACUUGUUGGAGGGGAGUAAAGAGCCGCUGCCUCUCCUCCUCCACUGCGCCGCGCUUACGGGGUUCCCACCGGCCUUGCGAUUUAUUUUUAUAUCUGUUUUUUUUUUUAUAUAGAGAAGUAUAUAUAUAUAUAUUUUUCUUCUAAAGAGAAAAUUCCUGUUCCAAGAGAAAAUAAGGCAACAUCAAUGAAGGAGAGAAGAGCCAGCCAGAAAUUAUCCAGUAAAUCUAUCAUGGAUCCUAAUCAGAACGUGAAAUGCAAGAUAGUUGUAGUGGGCGACAGCCAGUGUGGGAAAACAGCGUUGCUUCACGUCUUCGCAAAGGACUGCUUCCCUGAAAACUACGUCCCUACGGUGUUUGAGAAUUACACAGCCAGUUUUGAAAUCGACACACAAAGAAUAGAGUUGAGCCUGUGGGACACUUCAGGUUCUCCUUACUACGACAACGUCCGCCCCCUCUCUUACCCAGAUUCUGAUGCUGUGCUCAUUUGCUUUGACAUCAGUAGACCAGAGACUCUGGACAGUGUCUUAAAAAAGUGGAAAGGUGAAAUCCAAGAGUUUUGUCCCAAUACCAAGAUGCUGUUGGUUGGCUGCAAGUCUGAUCUCCGGACAGAUGUCAGUACAUUGGUGGAGCUCUCAAAUCACAGGCAGACUCCUGUGUCAUAUGAUCAGGGGGCAAAUAUGGCCAAGCAGAUCGGAGCAGCCACUUACAUCGAGUGCUCAGCCUUACAGUCUGAAAACAGCGUCAGAGACAUUUUUCACGUCGCCACCUUGGCGUGUGUAAAUAAGGCAAAUAAAAACGUUAAGCGGAACAAAUCACAGAGGGCCACAAAGCGGAUUUCACACAUGCCUAGCCGACCAGAACUCUCAGCGGUUGCUACGGACUUAAGAAAAGACAAAGCGAAGAGCUGCACUGUGAUGUGAGGCUUCACUGUCUUUGAGGAUGCAGGAAUCUGGUGUUAGGAAAAAGAAAAAGAAAA